UGCCGGUUCGAUAAGAACGAGACUGAAAGAAAACAGUAUAUUUGCUCUCUUCUACUAUUCGAAGCGCGGAACGCACAUCUAUGAAAUUCUUGAUUAUGUGCGUUAUUUUUUCUAUUACGAUUUAUGCAGGACUUCGUCUCCAUUCUGGCGUUACUGUAGAUGUUGUCUUGACAACCAUUCGAAACAAUGGAUUCCGCAACUAGCCUCCAAGAGGCAUUUGACAGUUCUCUAACAACUUGAUUCUAUAAAGAUGGAUUACAGGCAAUUACAAUACGAGUUGUAAUUUGUGCUGUAUAAAUAUAAAAUGCAAACUGAAGCAUCUGUCUUGCCAGUAGUACAACUUGAUGAACAUAGAUCAUUUAAUAGAAAAUCAAAACUUAAUUCAAAAACUCUAUACUGGAAUCCAAAAGCCAGUCUCUUUGCAGGAAUACAUUACUUCCACCAAAUAAAAAAUCCUUAAAUCCCUUGCUUGGUACACCAUAUAGAGGCAGUAUCAAACAAUCAUUAUCCGAUGAAUCAAAAUCUAAUAAAAGUGUUCUUGGACAAAGGGUAAUGUCAGCGAAAAUGUUACGUUUUAAACAAUUACAAAAUCAAUUGGCUGAUGCACACUAUCAUCUCAAUGAACUAGCAAAUGAAAAUAGAUUAUUAAAGGCGCUGCAGAAGAGACAGGAUUCUGCAUUGAGGCGUUAUGAGGGAACAAACGCUGAGUUACCAAGACUUAUAAAUUCGCAUCACGAAGAAUUGAGAGUGCUUCAAACAAAAUAUAAAAAAUUGAAAGAUUUACACAAAGAUACAUGCAAUUUGCUAAAAGAAAAGGAAAAUGAACUUUAUUCUGUAAAUUCACAAAACAAACAUCUCUUGCAACUUAGUAAAGAUCGACAUCUUGAAGAAAGAGAAAAAUUACAGUUACAUUUAUUAGACAUGAAUCACAAAAUGCAACAGCAACACGAAACUAUACAGCUAUUACAUAGGAAACUUGCACUUGAAACUAAGAGCUUGAAGCAUCAACUACAUGUCGAGAUUUCCAAACAUAAAGAAACACAGAAGAACUUACAAGAGACAAUAGAGAAAUUGAAAAAUUUAGAAUGUUUAUUAGACAAUAGAGAAAAGAGACUAUAUAAUGGUCAGGUGCCGAUUUGUACUAAACAAAAAAAUCUAGGUAGUCAUUCUCUUACAAAUCUCAGCAUUACCAAUCCAACAAAAGCGUCUAGUAGAAAUAAAAGAAGUGAAAAUGAUAUACCAAGAGAUAAUUUGCCAUCCCUUGAUAUAUUGGAAUCCAAUAAUGAUGGAAAAGUGAUUCAGGCAACAAAUGAUGUUAAUGAUCAUUCAAUGAAUCAGCUAAAAUCAGAGACAAUGGCAAGCUUGCAGCAGAUACGAAAGUUUCGAUUACAAAGAUCAUCAAAUAUGCGUAAAAACGCUUAUUCUAUGGAUGAUAUAAGAUUUAGGCCUAAAGAUACUGAAACAAAGACGCAUAAUAACGAAAAAAUCACAUUAGUAGACUCUAAAGUAAUAGAGAGAGACGAUUUGAAUGAUAACAAUGAAAGUGGAAAAUUAAGAAAAUUAUUUAGUAAAAUAAAAAGCCAGAAUUUACAAAAAGAACUGAAAAUUGAAUUUAAUUAUUCAUCCGAUGAUAAAGAAAGUGAUAGUAGUGAACAUUAUAUUGAGCCUUAUCUAAAUACUGCACACAAAUCUAGAGAAUUAUAUGCAAAAUUAAUCAGUAGCGCAGAUGAUACCUCUGAUACUUUGGAUAAUAUGAUGAAAAGGACAGAUCAUUACAGUAACGAAGAAGAGGAAGAAUUAAACACAGACCUAAUGAAGGACUUAGCAUGUCAGAAGCAUUUGCAAGAAAGCAAAUUAAAAGUAUUACAACAUUAUAAAAACAAAAAUAUUUAUGAUAGUGACUCUGAAGAUUCUGAAGAGAAGAUGGAUAUAAAUGGAGACACUUCCACAGAAUAUAAAAUGAAUGAAUUUCAAAUAAAUUCAUCUAAAUAUGCUAAGGAGCAGUUUAGUAAAUCUUUCAAUGAUACGAAUCAGCAAGAAUACAUUGUUUCAGAAAUCAGAGACCAAAUCUCUAAGGAGAUUACAGGAAGAUUACAGAAUACAGAGUUACAAAGAAUAUCUGAUGAUACUUUAGAUGAUAUCCAUACGGAAAACGCAGAAGCUACUGAACAAUCUUCAAAAGCAGAAAAGAUAUGGCUGGAAGACAGACAACUUUCGAAAAAUAAUGGAAUAGAUCAUUUUUCCACAGAUAUUAAAAAGGAAGACCAUUCAAAAGAAGAAGAGGCAAAAUAUUCAGAGAAUAAGACAAUAUAUAGUGAUUCAUCACAUGGUAAUCAUGAGACACUUGAACAAAAUAAUGUAUACGAUGAAAUAAAAAGUUUGCCAAGUCCGGAAAGGAAAGAUACCAAGAAAAAUUCUCAGCAAACUUACGAAAAGGAAUCUGUAACUAACGAUUCCGACGGAAAUAAUCAAUCCACUCAUAAUUUAGAAAAAGAAUAUCUUAAGUCCAGAAUAGAGGAAAUGCUAAGUACAACGCAACACAGUGAUAAAGAAAUAUUAAAUAAAGAUAAUUUCAAUGUAGAAACAAAAAAUAAAUUAAAUACAUCAUUAGAAGCAGAUGUAAGUACAUUAUCUAAUAAUGCGCAUGUAUCUCAUCAGAAUGAACAGAGUAAUGGUACAAAAACUGAAAUAACAAACACGAAACAAUCAAAUGAAAAAAAGAAAGUAAUCAAUUAUAACAAAGAAAAAUUAUUGGCGACAAUGCGAGCUAUUGAUGACAAUGAAAAUAUUGAAUUUCUAAAUCAGGGAUUCAGGAAUCACAACAUUAACAGAAUGCAAAUAACUGAGAAUUUAUAUCGCGGCUUACCUGCACAUUCAAAGCCAAAACGUGAUAUUAUAAAAGAUAUAUUUGAAGACAAUCACAUAGAAAAUAAAGUUAGAGGCACUUGCAGUAAAUCUCAUUAAAAUUUUAGAAAUCUUUAGACAGAAGAUUGUAGUAAAUAGAGCAAACUUGUUUUUUUCCUUACCUUCCUCCAUUCUAUUAAACUUCGCAUGCAAAUAUAGGUAAGAGGAAAAAUAUUUAAAGAUGCGUGCGUUUAUAUAUUUUUUCUAGUGUAUUGAAGUUUUUAUUAACUUA
This is a messenger RNA of Linepithema humile (Argentine ant), 3136 nucleotides long. RefSeq names its product interaptin. The record is from RefSeq and is a predicted model, not a curated record. Gene Ontology annotation, biological process: intraciliary transport. Gene Ontology annotation, cellular component: axoneme. NCBI's taxonomy places the organism in Eukaryota, Metazoa, Arthropoda, Insecta, Hymenoptera, Formicidae.